Messenger RNA from Condylostylus longicornis, 1089 nucleotides. RefSeq names its product NFU1 iron-sulfur cluster scaffold homolog, mitochondrial-like. The record is from RefSeq and is a predicted model, not a curated record. Lineage: Eukaryota; Metazoa; Arthropoda; Insecta; Diptera; Dolichopodidae. Bases 138 to 881 code for a protein of 247 amino acids. Gene Ontology annotation, biological process: iron-sulfur cluster assembly. Gene Ontology annotation, molecular function: iron-sulfur cluster binding; iron ion binding. The transcript is spliced from 5 exons. Gene Ontology annotation, cellular component: mitochondrion.
GUAAUGACUAAAUAUUUUCUAUCUAGUGGUAAAUAGGCGUACUCAAUAAACAAAACAUUCGAGAUAUACAAUAGAAUGUUUUGUUUUUGAACUGGGAAGUAUUAAAUACGCAAAAUAAGGCUAGAUAAUACGAAAAAAUGUCUCAUAUAAUAUUUAGAAGUCUUAACAUGUCUAAGAUAUUGACAACCUGCUCAACAAGAAAAUAUCCUGUUCUGAGGCAAGGUUUCGAUAUUUUGAAAAGAUCUAUGUUUAUUCAGACACAAGAUACUCCAAACCCGGACAGCUUAAAAUUUUUGCCUGGCGUUGAAGUUUUAGGGAAGGGUAGCACGAUGGAUUUUCCCACCGGUCAAAGCGCCUUUUGCAGUCCAUUAGCAAAAUUGCUUUUUCGUGUUGAGGGAGUAAAGGGUGUUUUCUUUGGUUCAGAUUUCAUAACAAUAUCGAAAAUGGAAGAUGCUGAAUGGAGUAUUAUAAAACCAGAGUUGUUUGCUGUUAUAAUGGAUUUUUUUUCAAGUGGCUUACCAAUUUUAAAUGAUGCAAAACCAAACUCAGAUACUCAAAUAAAUGAGGAUGAUGAUGAAACUGUUAUGAUGAUAAAAGAGCUUUUGGAUACGCGAAUCAGACCUACAGUACAAGAGGAUGGUGGAGAUGUGAUUUUUAUGGGGUUUGUUGACGGUGUUGUGCAAUUAAAAAUGCAAGGCUCUUGUUCUUCUUGUCCUAGUUCAAUAGUUACGUUAAAAAAUGGUGUACAAAAUAUGUUACAAUUUUAUAUACCAGAAGUAAAAUCUGUGGAGCAAGUUUAUGACGAAGCAGAUAGAAAAGCUCUUGCCGAGUUUGACAAAUUAGAAAGAGGAAUAAAACUAAAAGAAAAAAGCGACAAAUAAAUUCAUUAAAAUUUGUACAUGUUAUUUGAAAGAGUGUAAAUACCACAUUUUUAAAAUAUUCGUGUACAUUAGUUGAUAGGUACAUUGUAUUUUGUAGAUCAUAUGAACUUUGCGCCAUAUCAUCGGCAAAUAAUGGUUUUUCAAAAAGAGUGAAAAACAACAAAAUUGAAAUGGAUUAAAUAAAUUGAUUUUGGUCUUGUGAUAAAAA